UUGUCAGCUAGCAUGAGUGAACAGUAUUCCGGUAGAUUCAGUCCGCUAUGUCCAGCUUUGGGUGAUGGUAACUCCGUUGACACGGACGGACGAAUACUGGCACGACAACCACCCUAAGUUUCAAUAGCGAUUCAUUCAUCUCACAGUUCUGCGCAAAACCAACUUUCUCGAUUAACACGCCGUUACCAUGGUUGCUAUUGACGUUGUCCGCGCUCACAACGCAUCGUUGAAGAGCCUACCGCCAAAUCUAGUGGCAGUUUUUGUCGGAGGUACAAGUGGCAUUGGCUUCUUCACAGCUCGAGAGUUUGUCCGAAACACUACAUCACCACAUGUUUACUUGAUUGGCCGCAAUGCAACAGAGGCUGGAAAGAUCAUGGAAGAGCUCAGCUCCAUCAACAGCUCAUCCCAGAUCAGCUUCAUCCAGAAGGACCUCUCACUAUUGAAGAAUGUGGACGAAGCAUGCAGCGAGAUUAAGAGCAAAGAAAAGCAAGUCAAUGUACUGUUCAUGACGUGUGGAUACCUUACGGUGCAAGGAAGAAACGAGACAUCCGAAGGUCUGGACAGGAAGAUGGCUGUCCAGUACUACUCGCGGAUGCGAUUUAUUUCUCAGCUCACGCCGCUGCUCGACAAUGCCUCUGAAGCUAACAACCUCUCUCGCGUUGUCAAUGUUCUGGAUCCGCAGGCUGGCUUGAGGCUGGGCGGCCUUGACUACUCUGACCUCUCCCUGAGGCAUAACUUUAGUCUCAAAAAGGUGCUGCUGCACGCGAGCGCCAUGACAAACCUCUCCGUCACUCACUUGGCAAGUCAGAACCUUAAGACAAGCUACAUCCACGAAUACCCAUCUGCUGUGGAUACGGGCAUAACGCGAGAACUAUUCGGUCGCUUCAACAACGCUGUCACGUUCGUGCUAGGUGGUCUGUUUGGACGUCUCUUCUAUGUUCCGCAGGUGGAAAGCGGCGAGAGACACCUGUUUGCUGCCACUGCACCGCGUUACGCCCCCAAGGCAGAUGGCGCUCAGACAGAAGUUGUUGGAAGUGACGGAGUGAAGGGAAGUGGAGGCUAUGUCCUGAACUGGAAUGGGGACAUCCUGGCAGAUACUAGGAAAGCGCAGAAGCUGAGGGAAGAACGGGGAAUAGAGAAGGUUUGGGAACACACUCAAGAGGUCAUGAGCAAGAUCGCGGAGAGUGGUAGGUUUACUGGAUAGAGUUUGGAGGCUUGCGCCUGACGUAGGAUCGAGCGGGCCGGGAGAGCAUCAUCAAUCCAUGGGACAACUGAAUCGCACUGUGUGGGGCAUUAUCGAUAGGCGCACGUGUUGCGUGAUGAUGCUAUCUACAGCUGAGACGUGUUGGUUGGACUAUCAUGAGGCGCAGCUUGUUGGCGUUGGCGCAGAAGCCAAAAGCGGAAGAACCAGCACGCACUCCUGUUCGUGUUUGAUGGAAAAACAGAGUAGGAUGACGCCAGAAUUGUUUCUUUACAUCU
Alternaria alternata is the source of this 1479-nucleotide messenger RNA. RefSeq lists its product as hypothetical. The record is from RefSeq and is a predicted model, not a curated record. Gene Ontology annotation, biological process: secondary metabolic process. Bases 188 to 1204 code for a protein of 338 amino acids. Lineage: Eukaryota; Fungi; Ascomycota; Dothideomycetes; Pleosporales; Pleosporaceae. The transcript is spliced from 3 exons.